Messenger RNA from Solanum lycopersicum (tomato), 1212 nucleotides. RefSeq names its product bidirectional sugar transporter SWEET16-like. Gene Ontology annotation, cellular component: membrane. Gene Ontology annotation, biological process: carbohydrate transport. The record is from RefSeq and is a predicted model, not a curated record. Gene Ontology annotation, molecular function: sugar transmembrane transporter activity. NCBI's taxonomy places the organism in Eukaryota, Viridiplantae, Streptophyta, Magnoliopsida, Solanales, Solanaceae.
AUCUCAUUAUUAUUUGUUUGUUUACAUCUACUACUACUUGUUUCUUUCUCUUUGCUCCUUCAAAUCACUCUAUUUCUCAUCCACUACUUUUUCUUUUUAUCUUCACGUAACUCUUACUGCUAUAAUUGUUACCUUUAUACUUUCAUCUCUCUUUUUAAUUUUCUCUACCUUAAUUCUACUUCUUUUAUGGCUAACUUUAGCUUCAUCCUUGGCAUAAUUGGGAAUGUCAUCUCCAUACUUAUGUUCGCUGCUCCAAUAAAAACAUUCAAAAGGAUAAUGAAGAAGAAAUCAACAGAGGAUUUUAAAGGGAUACCAUAUAUUACAACACUAUUGAGCACAUGUUUGUGGACAUUUUAUGGGUUACUCAAACCUGGAGGUUUACUAGUGGUCACAGUCAAUGGUAGUGGGGCCAUAUUGCACAUCAUAUAUGUCACUCUCUUUCUCAUUUAUGCUCCCGAACCUCUCAAGAUUCAAUCAAUGAAAUUGGUGGCUAUAAUAGAUAUAGCAUUUCUUGGGGCUGUAAUAGCAAUCACUUUAGUAGCUGUGCACGGAACCACUCGACUCACAUUAGUCGGAUUUUUAUGCGCUGCUUUGAAUAUUGGCAUGUAUGCAGCUCCUCUAGCAGCUACGAGGACAGUGAUAAAGAUGAAGAGUGUAGAGUACAUGCCAUUUUUCCUUUCCUUUUUCCAGUUCCUUAAUGGAGGGGUAUGGACUGCUUAUGCAGUUCUUGUCAAAGAUUAUUUUAUUGGAGUGCCAAAUGGGAUAGGCUUCAUAUUGGGCGCGGCCCAAUUAAUCCUGUACUUUAUGUACUACAAGUCAAGCCCAACAAAAUCCACAGAAGAAAAAGGCUCGGCCCAUCUUAUGAAAAGAGAAAUUCAAAUGAAAGAUGUUAAUGGAGCCCAUGAAAAUGAGAACAGUAGAAAUCUUCACAAAUGGAAAAGCCUGCCCAAGCCAUCCUUAGUUCGUCAAUAUAGUGAAAAACUAGUAAAGACUCUCUCAAAUACCCCAUCUUCUUUGGGCUCACACAAUGUACAUGAUAUUGAAAAAGGCCUCAAAGAAGCCCACUAAAUUUCUAAUUUUAUUCACGAAAUUGGCCCAACUAUUUUUUUCUUAUUGGGCCGAAGCUCUAAAUCUGAGCUCGCUAUUUUUCUUCUUUUCUUUUGGUGUGUUUUUAUUAAGGAGAUUAAUAUAAAUAAUAAAGUUUAAUGUCUA